ACCAACUUAUUUGUGGUGGUUUUCUUGUGGAUUUGUCUAUCCUUUCCUUCCUUCUUCAUCUUCUUCAUCUCCGCUUCUUUGCUCAACUCUGCUGUCACCGUAUUCCAUUUUUCUAAGGUGAUCUAUGGCGUCAAACUCAGGAAAUGAUGUGCCAGCAGGUGCUGAGGAGCCCAAAAAUGUCAAAUCAGAGGCGUCCACUGAGCAGCCACAGUCUGGGCAAGGGACACCUCCUGCUUCCGGACCUGGAAUGCCACCAAAUCCUUUUGAUUUCUCAGCUAUGUCUGGCUUGCUUAAUGAUCCAAGCAUCAAGGAACUCGCUGAGCAGAUAGCCAAAGAUCCUUCUUUCAACCAGAUGGCUGAGCAAUUACAGAAAACCUUCCAUGGUGGUCCGGCUGAGGAACCACAAUUUGAUCCCCAACAGUAUUAUUCUACUAUGCAGCAGGUCAUGGAGAAUCCUCAAUUUAUGGCCAUGGCUGAACGUCUUGGUAGUGCUUUAAUGCAGGAUCCAUCAAUGUCUGGCAUGCUCGAAAAUCUGGUAAAUCCUGCAUCUAGAGAUGUGUUAGAAGAACGAAUGGCACAAAUCAAGGAAGAUCCUUCUUUGAAACCCAUAUUGGAAGAGAUUGAGACUGGUGGUCCUGCUGCCAUGAUGAGGUACUGGAAUGACAAAGAUGUUCUUCAAAAGUUGGGGGAAGCUAUGGGUCUACCAGUCACAGGACAAGCAGCUACGUCUGCUGAGCAUUCCCUGCCAGAUGAGUCAGAGGAAGGUGGAAAUGAAGAAGAUGAAUCAAUUGUUCAUCACACUGCUAGUGUUGGUGAUGUGGAGGGUUUGAAGAAUGCUUUGGCAGCUGGCGCUGACAAAGAUGAAGAGGAUUCUGAAGGCAGGACAGCGUUGCACUUUGCUUGUGGAUAUGGUGAGGUUAAAUGUGCUCAGAUUCUUCUCGAGGCCGGAGCUAAAGUAGAUGCUCUAGAUAAAAACAAAAACACUGCUCUUCAUUAUGCAGCUGGUUAUGGUAGGAAAGAGUGCGUAGCACUUCUCCUGGAGAAUGGCGCUGCUGUUACUCUCCAGAACCUCGAUGGAAAGACCCCAAUCGAUGUUGCUAAACUGAACAAUCAACAGGAGGUGCUCAAAUUGCUGGAGAAAGACGCAUUCCUGUAAUUUUGAUGGCAGAUUGUUUAAGUAUGCAUUGUUAAUCAUGAUGUUAUGGUGCAACUGAGGGGACGACAUCCCUUGGCAAACGGAUGAGCUGAUUCUACCGUAGAACUCCUCAAUGCCAUUGCUUUUGCUCGUUUUGCUCAGCGUGCAGUUUGAUAUUUUGGUAUUUUAGUUCAUAUGUUUAUGUAUGUGUGCUAUAAUAAAAACUAUGGUCUCAAAUAUUCAUAUUUGUUCUUCUUUUUACUGAUAUUUUAGUGUGUACCAUUAAUUAUUUCA
Messenger RNA from Amaranthus tricolor (Joseph's coat), 1429 nucleotides. Its product is annotated as ankyrin repeat domain-containing protein 2B-like. Gene Ontology annotation, molecular function: protein binding; chloroplast targeting sequence receptor activity. Lineage: Eukaryota; Viridiplantae; Streptophyta; Magnoliopsida; Caryophyllales; Amaranthaceae. The record is from RefSeq and is a predicted model, not a curated record. The transcript is spliced from 9 exons. Gene Ontology annotation, biological process: protein targeting to chloroplast. Gene Ontology annotation, cellular component: chloroplast outer membrane. Bases 125 to 1156 code for a protein of 343 amino acids.